This is a messenger RNA of Oxyura jamaicensis (ruddy duck), 1609 nucleotides long. Its product is annotated as glycerol-3-phosphate acyltransferase 3-like. The transcript has 11 exons. NCBI's taxonomy places the organism in Eukaryota, Metazoa, Chordata, Aves, Anseriformes, Anatidae. Gene Ontology annotation, biological process: triglyceride biosynthetic process. The record is from RefSeq and is a predicted model, not a curated record. The coding region runs from base 393 to 1553 and encodes 386 amino acids. Gene Ontology annotation, molecular function: glycerol-3-phosphate O-acyltransferase activity. Gene Ontology annotation, cellular component: endoplasmic reticulum.
CUAGGGAACGCGUGUUAGCAGGACAAGUUGCUGUAGGAAGAGGCCAGAAAUGAGAAUGUAAGGAAUGGUAGCUAAAGAGGAACAAGUGACCAAAGCUUCUUAUUUUUAACAAAGAAAUAUUGUUCUUCAAGAAGCCCAGAAGAGCCUAUACCUUUUGGUGAGAGGGUUGAGGAACAGUGGGUAAUGGUUCAUGUGGCAGCACCAGUCUGACAGCAGAGUAAGGGGGUUGAGAGAAACAUUGAGAGAAAGCCAUGGGAAGGCAGAUAACAUUAAAAAAUCAAAUAGCAAUGUCUUAUGGAAGACACAAAGGCUCAGAAAUAGGUUAGCAAAGGCAGGUAGAAAAUUAACAGGCAAAAGGAAAGUUAGAUUUCGGAAGAAGGUGCAGUGGAAUUAUGAAGACCAAAAGACUGACAUUCAGCAGCAAAUCUGAAGAUACAAAAGGGAUCAUCCAGAGAGAGGAAACCUCCAUGGAAAAGGAGAUGGCUGGCCACCACAGGGAAUACUUCCACCUUGGUGAUGUUAUGUACUUUGCCAAGAAGGCAUGUGAGGCAGUGGCAGAAGAUGAAGUCACCCGGCGCUUCUCCUCAGAGGAGCUGCUGUCCUGGAAUCUCCUCAGCAGAACCAAUGCCAACUUUCACUGUGUCAGCUGGCAACUGACUGUUGUGUGGAUCAUUGGGAUCCUGAUUCGGUACUGUCUCCUGAUGCCUUUUCGCAUCUGCUUGGCUUUCUUCAGCAUCCUCUUGCUGGUAUCUGCAACUACAGUACUAGGACAGUUUCCAAAUGGCAGGGUUAAGUGCUGGCUGAGCAACCAGGUUCAGAUGAUGUGUGCUGCGUUAGGUCUCCGAUGUCUGAGUGGUCUUGUUCAGUUCCACAACAGGGAAAACAGACCACGGAAAGGAGGCAUCUGUGUAGCUAACCACACAUCUCCAGUAGAUGUUCUAAUCCUGGCUAGUGAUGGAUGCUAUUCCUUGGUUGGCCAGGUACAUGGAGGGCUUCUGGGACUUAUUCAGAAAUCUUGCAUGCAAACCACUCAGCAUGUUUUGUUUGAACGUUCAGAAAUGAAAGAUCGUCAUCUGGUGAGAAAAAAAAUCAGAGAGCACAUUGAAGAUAAGGCCAAAUUACCCAUUUUGAUUUUUCCAGAAGGCACCUGCGUAAACAACACAUCAGUUAUGAUGUUUAAGAAGGGAAGUUUUGAGGUAGGAGGGACCAUCCAUCCAGUAGCAAUCAAGUAUGACCCCCGCUUUGGAGACGCGUUCUGGAACAGCACAAAGUAUUCCAUGAUGACCUACACUUUUAAUGUGAUGACCAGCUGGGCUAUUGUCUGUAAUGUGUGGUACCUGCCACCAAUGGUCAAAGAGGAAGAAGAAGAUGCUGUUCACUUUGCCAACAGAGUCAAGGCAGUCAUCGCUGCUCGAGGAGGAAUGUCUAUACUUCCUUGGGAUGGAGGACUGAAAAGAAAAAAAGUCAAAGAGUCUUUCAAGGAAGAGCAACAGAAAAAAUAUUGCCAGAUAGUAACAGAAAAUGGAUCUGUGGGAAAUGGAAAUGUUUAUUAAAUGGUAUUUAUUUUCUCUCUCUCUUUUUUUUUUUUUUUUUUUUUUUCAAGACUUAA